AUGACGAAAGAUACCAAGAUGCGGCUGAAGAAAGCCCCUCCGAGGACCAAAGGCAAGCAGAAAACACUGCGCGAAAGAAGGGACGUUGACAUUAUGAAUACAAAUGACAGCAGCAUUGUAUCCAAAAGGAGUGUGUCCAAGUUAUAUCUGAGCCAUGAGCCAGACUUCUAUGAGCCGUUUGUACCAAAGUUCCUUCGACGCAACCCGUUAAUCAAUCGUGGAUAUUGGCUACGGAUGCACGCUAUUGAACAAGCUGUCCGUCUGUUUCUGGAAGAAGAGAAUGGAAAGCCAAAGAUUGUCGUGAACUUGGGAUGUGGAUAUGAUCCCUUACCGUUUCAGUUCUGGCACAGAUAUGCGGCUCUUACGCAAUCAUCCACAUUCGUAGACGUCGACUACCCACAACUGAUGGAACGGAAACGAGAUACUAUGCUCAGCAACGGUCUUCUUCGAGACGCCCUACUCAAGACCAAACUCCGCCAGUCCGAACAGCCUGUAUAUCUUCGUAGUGACAAGUACAUGGCUUUGGGCUGUGAUCUCAAAGACCUUGCAACACUUGAACGUCUUCUACGGGCCGAAUUCGAUGUCCCGUCAUCCUCAAUUAUGUUCGUCGCCGAGGUGUCGGUGACCUACAUGCCGCUAAAGGACUCUGAUGCACUCAUACAGUGGGCUAGUACCAUUGAAGACGCUCGCUUCUGCAUACUAGAACAGUACCUUCCCCAGGGCUCAGCGCAUCCCUUUGCCAAGACCAUGCUGUCUCACUUCGACAAGCUGCAAGCCUCAAUCAACGCGGUUAAGUUGCAUUCAUCAUUAACUCAGCAAGCCGCUCGUUUCCGUAAUGCAGGGUGGUCUACUCUAAUCAUGGCCCGCAAUCUGUGGGACCUUUGGUCCGAUGAUGCCUUUACCUCUCCCAUGCUCAGACGCGGGCUGGAUGCUAUAGAGCCGUUUGACGAGUGGGAGGAAUUUGCGCUAUUUGGCGGUCAUUAUUUCCUACUCGUCGCCUCAAACGCGGAGCAACGGGGAACGCCCGAGUCAAUCCACAGUGAGGCAGCAGCCCCCAGAGAGUGCAGCAAGGUUACCGAUGCGGAGACUAUUACCCUUCAAACCUCAGAACCAUCGACUGGUGGUGCUGUGACGCCACGACGUUUCACAGCAGCUUUCACUUACGACAAGGACUUAGUGGCCUUCCACGGAGGUCAAGGGACGCAAGCCCGUCUCGCCGAUAUGGAUGUCCUGAGGCGGGAAGACCACAACGAGGAUCAUAUCAUCAAGUCUUGUGACUUUCUGCCUACUGCACGUAUGUGCCAUACCAUCACGUCAAUGCAUAACGGUAAAGCGUUGCUGGUCGGAGGGCGUGGAUCGCCUACCCAGGCUUGUGCAGAUUGCUGGCUUUUCAGUCAUGGAGCUUGGACCAAAGUGGAUGACCUCGUGCCAGCGCGAUACCGCCAUUCUGCUGUAGCUGUUGCAUUAGGAAGUGGGGAGUCACAGACCCCCGGUGUCCUCAUCUUUGGUGGGAGAGCCAGUGACGGCACAGUACUCCAUGCCGAACACUACUGCGCCUUAUGGACUGCCAACGAUGGAUGGCACAGCAUUCCCGUUGACGGACCGCGCCCGUCUGCACGCUUCGGCGCCGCGAUGUCCACGAUCGAUUCUGCUCAAAAUUGGGGGUUGCUGACAGGAGGUUCAAACGAGAGCGGCGUGGUUCUGGAAGACGCGGUGUGGGAGUGGUCCAUUUCCGCCACACCAACAACUCGACUCAACUUUAAGGACCGAACCAAUGACGUUCGAAGCAGUCCAGAAAACUCUGCAUGCGCGCGUAUAGGUGCCAACCUGGUCCCUUGGAACGGUUCUCUGCUGUUGAUUGGAGGUGUUUCAAAGAAGCAUAUCCACUCUCUAUCAGACGACUUUCUACUCUUGAAAUGCAAGGAAACGACAAUCGAGGUGGAGCACCUCCGCAUGCAGGUCUUGCCACCAACUGCAUGGCCUUUGCUAGUGGGUGUAGGGGCCGUUUCAACGUCUCGUGGCGAGAUUGUGCUUGCAGGAGGAGGGGCGGUAUGCUUCUCAAUGGGAAGCUACUGGAAUGAAGAACCGAUCACCAUCCUUCCUGGCAUUGCGCAAGGGGCCAAGCCGUGGCGUCGCGUUGUGCCGAGUCAGAUCAGCGGCACAGAAGGCACAGCAGGCACAGAAGGCACAGCACAAGCGAGGACUGCUGAAACGACAUCCAAAGGUCGGCGAGGAGAAGUCAAUGCAAAGAAGAGACCUGCUACUGCUGCACGUACUACCGAGAUCGCAAGGGUACAGAUCCAGUCGUCAGAUGACUUUGCCAAGCUGACGGCCUCGUUGAAACCGGCCAUCAUCGAAGGCCUCGAUAUCGGUCCGUGCACAGACCUAUGGACACUUGACUACCUAAAAGAGAAGCUCGGACCAGAGAGGGAACUUGUCAUUCAUGAAUGCUCAUCGGAUCGUAUGACGUUCAAGGACAAGAAUUUCGCAUACGUCAAGAAGUCAGUAGCAGACUUCCUGGGCGGAAUAGCUCAAGGUUCUCAUGCCUAUCUUCGUGCUGUAUCGUCAAGUCAGCCAAACAAGCUACCCACCAAACUUGAAGACGAUUUUCCAGCAAUCUCCAACGACUUCCACGUACCACAGGUAUGCAACAUAGUCAAGGAAAACUACCACAGCUCUCCCCUCCGGAUCUCCGGACCUGUGACCUUGUGGCUACACUAUGAUGUCCUCUCCAACAUCCUCUGCCAGGUUCGCGGCUCAAAGACCCUAUUCCUCUACCCACCUACCGAUGUCUCCCUGCUGGACUUUCCACCCGGAGGCUCGUCCUCUAAUAUCGAUGUCCUGACCUCCAAGAACCCCAAACUUAGGCGCACUCAUCCUCAUAUUGCUUUACUUAAACCUGGUGAUGUGCUAUACAUACCGCCCAUGUGGAGUCAUACAGCUACGCCGGAAGAUGGUGUCAGCGUGGCAGUCAAUGUGUUUUGGAAGGGACUGGAGAGGGGGUAUGCAGCCGGUAAGGAUGUAUACGGGAAUAGAGACCUGCAAGCAUACGAGAAUGGUAGGAGAGAUGUGGAGAAGAUUGUCAAAGCUUUCAAAGAUCUACCAGUCGAUGUAUCAAAGUUUUACUUGGAGAGACUGGCGGGCGAGAUUCUGGAAAGGUCGGAGAAGCUAGAAGAGAAGAAGAAGGAUAGUGGUAAGGAGGACGAGCAAUGA
Messenger RNA from Alternaria atra, 3213 nucleotides. RefSeq lists its product as uncharacterized. Gene Ontology annotation, biological process: wybutosine biosynthetic process; tRNA methylation. The record is from RefSeq and is a predicted model, not a curated record. The transcript has 6 exons. NCBI's taxonomy places the organism in Eukaryota, Fungi, Ascomycota, Dothideomycetes, Pleosporales, Pleosporaceae. Bases 1 to 3213 code for a protein of 1070 amino acids. Gene Ontology annotation, molecular function: protein binding; tRNA methyltransferase activity.